This is a messenger RNA of Xiphophorus hellerii (green swordtail), 3140 nucleotides long. RefSeq names its product CD276 antigen-like. The record is from RefSeq and is a predicted model, not a curated record. Gene Ontology annotation, cellular component: external side of plasma membrane. Lineage: Eukaryota; Metazoa; Chordata; Actinopteri; Cyprinodontiformes; Poeciliidae. Gene Ontology annotation, biological process: immune response; negative regulation of T cell proliferation; cell surface receptor signaling pathway. The transcript is spliced from 9 exons. Bases 412 to 2601 code for a protein of 729 amino acids.
CUUAAUUUGGAGGUGAAAAGAUGAAAUCAGAAAGAUUAUAUAACUGUGGAUUAAGUCAGUGCAGAAGGAUAAAUAAUGCAGAUUAUUAAUGAAUAUUUACUGAAAUGAUCUGACAGUUGAAAACUCCUCAUCAUCUCUAACUAAUCUAAAACAUUUCUUCCUCCUCCAGAGGUUUUAUCAUGAAAGCUGAUCAGUACAUUUAUCAGAACAAACUUCCUCCUUCCAACCAGAAGAAACUCUGAGAUUAAUGAAGCUACAUGUCAUCAGAGUUAUUCUGGAUUAAAGACAUUUUCUAAGAAUAAUUUACAUUUUUAAUAAAACUGAGGAGCAGGAUCUAUAUAUAGUUCAGUGUUUUAACAAUCAUUUGUUUCUUCAUAGUUUUGCAGCAAAUGUUUGAUAAUUAGCAGUAAAAUGAUCAGAACCAGGAGAUUCUUGUUUUUAUUAUUUUUACCGUUUUUGUGGGCUUAUUAUGAAGUGUCUGAGACCAGCAUGUCCUGUGUUCUCAACCAGGACUGCAUUUUACCAUGUCGGAUCAGGAACGAGAUUACUGACAUGAAAUGGUUUCUAUAUAAAACAUUGUCUCAGAUUGUAUCAUAUGACCAUCGUGGCUCCAGCUACUCUGAGAGCUUCAGAUCCAGAGCGUCACUGUUUGAGGAUCAGAUCUCCAGAGGAAACGGCGACCUGCUGCUGAGAGGAGUGAAGGUUGAUGAUGAGGGAAAAUAUGGGUGCACUGUAAAGAUAAAUGGCAGCUAUUAUAGUAAUCAUGUUGUCCUUACAGUAGAAGCUCCAGUCUCUGACAUCAGAAUCCAUCAGGAUGGAAACAGGAUCACCUGCAGCUCAGAGGGGAUCUACCCUCAACCUGAACUCACCUGGUCCACUGAGCCUCCAUCCAACACGACUCUGCAGAACAGAACCACAGUCCAUCAGACUGAGGAGAAUCUUUAUGACAUCAGCAGCUCUCUGACGGUUCCAGACGGUUCUGAUCGGAUCUACAGCUGCACCAUCAGAACCAGGAGGAACCAGAGGAGAGCAACUUUAACUAGAGCAGAGUCUGAGACCAGCAUGUCCUGUGUUCUCAACCAGGACUGCAUUUUACCAUGUCGGUUCAGGAAUCGGGUCACCAACAUGACAUGGGAGCGUGAAAAAUCUCUGAUUGUAAGUUAUGACCAGGGUAACAUCAGGUACUCUGAGAGCUUCAGAUCCAGAGCGUCACUGUUUGAGGAUCAGAUCUCCAGAGGAAACGGCGACCUGCUGCUGAGAGGAGUGAAGGUUGAUGAUGAGGGAACAUAUCGGUGUCAUGUAUUUACAACUGGGAUCUAUUAUAGACAUUCUGUUGUCCUUGCAGUAGAAGCUCCAGUCUCUACAAUCAGAAUCCAUCAGGAUGAAAACAGGAUCACCUGCAGCUCAGAGGGGAUCUACCCUCAACCUGAACUCACCUGGUCCACUGAGCCUCCAUCCAACACGACUCUGCAGAACAGAACCACAGUCCAUCAGACUGAGGAGAAGCUUUAUGACAUCAGCAGCUCUCUGACGGUUCCAGAUGAAGAUCCAGGUUUGAUCUACCGCUGCAUCAUCAGAACCAGGAAGAACAGGAGGAGAGCAUAUCUAAAUGAUCCAGACUUUGUAACCAGCGUGUCCUGUGUUAUUAACCAGGACUGCAUUUUACCAUGUCGGUUCAAGAACGGGAUUACUGACAUGAGAUGGGAAAGUGAAUAUCCAAAAUCUCUGAUUGUAUCAUAUGACCAUCGUGGCUCCAGAUACUCUGAGAGCUUCAGAUCCAGAGCGUCACUGUUUGAGGAUCAGAUCUCCAGAGGAAACGGCGACCUGCUGCUGAGAGGAGUGAAGGUUGAUGAUGAGGGAAAAUAUGAGUGCACUGCAAACAUUAAUGGCGUCUAUUAUAGACAUUAUGUUGACCUGCCAGUAGAAGCUCCAGUCUCUACAUUCAGAAUCCAUCAGGAUGGAAACAGGAUCACCUGCAGCUCAGAGGGGAUCUACCCUCAACCUGAACUCACCUGGUCCACUGAGCCUCCAUCCAACACGACUCUGCAGAACAGAACCACAGUCCAUCAGACUGAGGAGAAGCUUUAUGACAUCAGCAGCUCUCUGACGGUUCCAGACGGUUCUGAUCGGAUCUACAGCUGCACCAUCAGAACUUAUUUGGAGUUUGUCGGGACAAAAUGGUGGAGAGCAACUUUAGCUGAACCAGGAGCUGAAGUUACAAUCUGCUGCACAUCUUCAGAUUAUUAUGGAACCAGUUUGGUCUGGAGGUUCAACCACCAUCAGAUCAUCCUGACCAAGACUGACAGAAACAUCUCCAACAUCUCAGAGGAGUGGAGGAAACAUGUGAGGAAUGUUUCAGCGUCCGGCAGCCUCACCUUACAGGAUGUGACCUCAGAUCAGGAGGGAGUUUACAGCUGUGAGCUCAGUGGUGGUGAGGAGACGAUUAUAACUCACCUCUAUCUGAGGAGGACUGGAGAGAAUCUGGUGGUUCCUGAACUCAUCAGACGGACGGUGGUUUGUGUUGUGAUUGCAGCAGCAGCAGCUGGAUUCAUAAUGUUCUACAAGAAGAAAAUGGAGGAAAGUGAAGCUCUGCAGCUUUAACCCUUUCAUUCACAUUCAGAGAGUGGUUUUGUUUUAAUGCCAUUCUCACAUUUUACCCGUCAAGAUGAUUCAUGAGCUUUGAUGUAGUUUCACAAAAUGAUCAGCUCUUCAUGUUCUUCAGGUGAUUCUCAUGUUUGGAGACAUUUCUGUUUUUAUUUUUAUGAUGAUUUCAUCUCCUGCCCAGCAGGGGGCGCAGCUAAAUAUAUUCUUUAUAUUCUACCAGCUAAACUUUCUCAGAACUUUAUCAAUAAAAUGUUUAUUUCUCUUUAUUUUUCUAGAAAGCAAAUAUUUUAUUACAUAAAUAACUGAUAUAUGAGCUUUGAUGUAGUUUAACAAAACAAUUAGUUCUUCAUGUUCUUUUGUUGUUUCUCACAUUUGUAAAUAUUUGUUGUUUUUUUCCUAAAUAUGAUGAUUUUAUAGUUUCAUCUCCUGCCCAGCAGGGGGCGCAGCUAAAUAUAUUCUUUAUAUUCUACCAGUUUCUCAUAAAUGAAUCAAUAAAAUGUUUAUCUCUGAAGAUUUUUUCCAUUAUUUCUUAUGUU